Molecule: messenger RNA, 885 nt
Organism: Seriola dumerili (greater amberjack)
Lineage: Eukaryota; Metazoa; Chordata; Actinopteri; Carangiformes; Carangidae
Gene: fgf12a
Product: fibroblast growth factor 12
Exons: 5
Coding region: 190-810 (206 amino acids)
Biological process (GO): positive regulation of gene expression; positive regulation of cell population proliferation; positive regulation of protein phosphorylation
Cellular component (GO): cytoplasm
Molecular function (GO): growth factor activity; fibroblast growth factor receptor binding
Source: RefSeq, a predicted model, not a curated record
UCACUCAAGAUGCCGCGUUUUAGCGUAAUUUGUCCUGCAGACUGUGCCCUUCCGGCGUUUUGAGGGCUGCUGUGAGCCUGUAGAGAGAGAGGCUGGCUGGCUGGCUACGCUAUGCUGCCUGACCCUGCUGUGUUGUGAUAGCGUUGUCCGAUUGUUUGGAUUGAGGAAGGCUCCCACCAACCCAAAUCAAUGAGGAUUCUGAGGCCAUUCCUUCAGAAAGGAGCGCAUAUGCUGCAGUGUUUCUGUGGACAACGAUCGAAGUCGACCACUAUCACCAACGAGCCGCAGCUGAAAGGCAUCGUGACACGACUGUUCAGCCAGCAGGGCUUCUACCUGCAGAUGCAGCCGGAUGGAACCAUCGACGGCAGCAAGGACGAGAACAGCGACAACACCCUGUUUAAUCUUAUUCCUGUGGGUCUGAGAGUGGUGGCCAUCCAGGGGGUGAAGAGUGGCUUCUACAUCGCCAUGAAUGGCGAGGGCAUGCUCUACAGCUCGGAGAUGUUCACACCGGAGUGUAAGUUCAAGGAGUCCGUAUUCGAGAACUACUAUGUGAUCUACUCGUCCACUGUAUACCGUCAGCAGGAGUCGGGCCGAGCCUGGUUCCUUGGCCUCACCAAGGAGGGGCAAGUUAUGAAGGGCAAUCGGGUCAAGAAGACUAAGCCCUCAUCACACUUUGUGCCCAGGCCCAUUGAAGUUUGUAUGUACAGGGAGCCGUCACUGCAUGAGAUAGAGGACAAGCACCGAUCCAGAAAGAGCUCAGGGACUCCCACCAUGAACGGAGGGAAAGCUGUCAAUCAGGACUCCACAUAGCAGCGAGGGGAGGGGCUUCCGGCUGGGGGAGUGGCCUCAUCCUGACUCAGGGGGAGGGGCCACAGGAAAACUCAC